Acaulospora colombiana is the source of this 1199-nucleotide messenger RNA. The record is from the annotation of a GenBank genome assembly. NCBI's taxonomy places the organism in Eukaryota, Fungi, Glomeromycota, Glomeromycetes, Diversisporales, Acaulosporaceae.
AUGCCGACACCUAUGUCAACAUCAGGAGGCCUCUACAGAUCCAACUCUUCUCCAGUACCUCGCGCCAACACCCCUUUACCACCUUCGACGACUACGUCGACGAGCAAUGUCACCACUGCCCAACCUACCCGUUCACAUACACCUUUCACGCCACGCAGGCCCAAGACACCCACCGGUUCCACCACACCUGAGAGGCCACCGCUUCUCAGGCAUGGAUCCAGCUCACAGUCAAUACCGCGUGCCACGUCCCCGGUACGAACGGCCAGUCCAGAGCCUAUCAAAGACGAGGACGUCAAACGUGCCACAGCUCGUGAAGAGAUGCUACGCCGAGUGGCCUCAGAGGUCGAAAGUAUCGAAAAAGAAACGGAUGAAGUCGCUAGGCAAAAGUUUGAGAGUACUCGCCGCGGCCGAUCCCGAGGAAACUCUGUAUUGGAGCCAGUUACUCCCCCCACUCUCAGUCGCUCUAACUCAUUGAGAGAUCGUCCCCGUCCCCACGCUCGUAGGGGAAGCAUAGACAGUAACAUUGGAGCCAGCUGGGAAGUUGAGAUUGACCCCGAGUCACCUCGAAGUGCCAAAGAGUGGGAGAAGUGGGCCGAAGAUAAAGUUCGAACAAGGCGUCGACUGGAGGAGGUCUGGAGGAAGGAAGAAUCAGCCUUUGUAGAAACGGAGAGGCUUGUACAAGAAACAUUAUCACGAGAAAAAUCACGUCGCGAACGCGAAGCCCGGAAGGAAUGGGACCGCCAAGCUUUCCUUGAACAGGAGCGUAAAAGGAUGUCCAAGGAAUUGAGGGAUCGGGAGGAACAGAAGCGACUGCGAGAGAUUCAAGAGCUUCGGGAGCUUCAAGAGGCGCUACUUGCCGAAGAAAAGAGACUCGAAGAUCUCGAGCGGGUACGGAGACAAGAAGCACGACGUAUUGAGGAGGAGGCACGAGCUCGGCGUCGAGAGGAAGAGCUCCAGCGAGAAAGGGAACGAAAACGUCAGGAGGAAAUUAGGCGUCAGGAGGAAGAACGCCAGAAAGAACGAGAACGGGAACGAGAGCGUCAAAGGUCCUCCAGCUCUCAGCGUGCCAAGUCCCACGAACGACAACGGUCACGAGAACCAAAGCGAAAACCCUCCUUUUACACCCAUCGACAAACCACCCAGGAAGAUAUUCGAAAGAUAUUCCAAACCAACUUUGAUGAUGACUCCGAUUGCACCGA